CACCCCCAAAACAUGCCUAUAUUCUAGGCCCCACCUUCUCUUGGACACCUGUCAACCCCUAAGGCUUCCACCCCAUGUUUGGCCCCUCCUUUUUAGUUCUUCUCCACAGCCAUUUUUCUCACUAGCUUCCUCGCUUAGUCAUUCCUUAAUUGGGUACCAAUUCUGAUCGCCAACAAGUUUCUCUCAACAUGAAGAUUUUCAAUUGGGUGCAAAGGCGGUUUCAUCAUGGUGCCCUUAAAGAUGGGUUAGCCCGAAAUGUGAAAAAGGCUGAAUCCAUUACAAGUGAAGCUGACAAGCAAGCAUUACUGAAACAAGUAGCCCUGGUCGAUGUGCUUGAUGGCUGGAAAGGUGGCAUUUUGACAAUUGGCACAUUAGGGCUUGACCCGUUGAAGCCCUUUAAUCAACAAAAUGAAUAUUUUGUUCUGGAAACUGAAGGAGAAGAAGAGGACGAUGAUGAUGAUUAUAAUGACGAUGAAGAGGAACAGCAGCAAUACUCUGUCCAUAGUGAUGACGAAGACAGCAAUGUUAAUCAAGAUGAAAAUGAAGAAGAGAACCCUUUAAUAUUUACAAGAUUUGAGCACAAUUUUGAAGAGCUUGCAACAACUUUUGAUGCAAAUGAUGCGAAAUCUAAAAUUGAUCCAAUGGAGAACAACUUAAAUAUCCAUGACAAUGAUCAAAGAAAAAGGAAAGGAGAAAGAAUAACGCUGGCAGAACUGUUCUUGGCAGAUUCUGACAUGAAAAAAAAGCCGGAAUCUUUUGAACUUGCGCCGGACUCAGGUAAAAAGCCAUCUGUUCGUGCCAAGAAUGGUCUAUCCUUUGCCAAGAAGCUGAUACCCCACGUUAGAGAGGAUUCACGUCCAAUCAAGAAAUUUCACCAAUUGAUGAGGAGGAUGUUGAAGAGAAAAAUCCAUCCAGAACUUGAAGGCAAGGCCCAGAAAACAGACAAUCAAAAUAAGGUCGCCAUAAUGGAAGUUGGAAUUGGCAAGGGAAAUGAAGCCGAUGAAUCAGUUUCGCUGAUUCCAACUCCCCCAAGGUAUAUACAAGUCUCAUAUUUUAUUACAUAGCUUUUACCGCACACAUUUUAUAAUCAUUGCCGAGCAAAAUCUUAUAGCUAGCUAGAAUGUCAUUAAUUAGUAAAAAAAAUGACAGUACAAAUAGAAAUGUUUUUAGUGCAAUGCCUGUGCUUGGCAAUCGAGCUACUGUUUUAACAAAAAUAAGAAUUAAUUAAGGGAACACAUUAAUUACUGGAGCGGUUACAUCGGCGCUCUUUUAUACUUUCAUUGCCUAAUUAAUAGCCUAAAAAAAGACUACCCCA
Molecule: messenger RNA, 1315 nt
Organism: Hevea brasiliensis (rubber tree)
Lineage: Eukaryota; Viridiplantae; Streptophyta; Magnoliopsida; Malpighiales; Euphorbiaceae
Product: protein TILLER ANGLE CONTROL 1
Exons: 4
Coding region: 189-1064 (291 amino acids)
Biological process (GO): morphogenesis of a branching structure
Source: RefSeq, a predicted model, not a curated record